UGGGCAUGUCGACGUCUCGAUAUAAAGCAAGAUAGCUCUGUAAUGACACACUUGGAGAUAACCUAUCGUCCUUGAACUAUGGAUGACCAAAUUAACAGAUUGCAUGCGUUCGAGCUGUUACUCGACUCGUCCAAAUAUGCUACAGAACAUACCGUAGAGCUCAACAGUUUGAGGCGGCUCUGUGCAAGAGGCAUCCCCCCGAAUCCUCCUCAUCUGCGGCCACUAUCGUACUCCUUAUUGCUGGGUUCCGCUUCUCCCGAUAAGAGGGCAUGGCGGAGAGAGACCAAAGACCGUAGAAGGAAGUACUAUGACCUUGUUAAAACCAUUACUAGUGAUCCGACUCUCGCCGGCCCGGUGAAAGGUCUAAACACGGGCGAGAACACCUCGGACACCCUCCUCGCCUCGAUUGGAAGGGACGUCAAGGCAACGAGCAAGAAAUACCGUUUCUUGAACCGCAGGUCCAAUGCUCUCGGGAAAUCCAACCCACUGGCGGCCUUCAAGCGUGCUAGUAUCAGGAAACGCCGACCAGAACCCCCAGAGGCGCUCGCUUCGAGCUCGAGCGACAGUGAAGAUUCGGACGGCGUAGAUGCUGUUGCGAAUGAAGGACGUGCAAGGGGCGAGGCAGGGCCUUCCAAGCACAACAAGGCGACUGAUUCGGAAGAACCGAUCAAAACAAGAAGAGUGUUGGUCUCCCGGCUGGAACAGAUUGCAGCGGAAGAGUUUCGUAUCAAGGCGACCCGCUCGAAGCAGAACAGCUUGGACUCGGUGUCCGUGCAGAAUGGGGAUGCCUCGGGAGCUUCCGGUCAUAUCCCAAAAUCUUUGCAUCUGGAACCCGUGGCCAUAACGAAUCCAUCGAUCGUCUUGUCGCCCAUGCCCGACGAUGAGGACGCAAAGGCGACACCGCAUUUUCACCGGGCUAUCAAUCGGAUACACGAUACCGACAUUGUCCGACCUGUCUCUCCUGCCAUAUCCCUUACCACUGCUCAAGACGACGACCUAGCCUCCUCGAGAGACAUGUCGGAUUCUAUCACUCUCCUGAAAUCGUCAGAGAUUCGACCGCCCACUCCGGCCGUUCUGCAAGAUCUAACUGCCGAGAUCGAGCUAUCAAAACCCGACACCCACGCAGAGUGUCUUGUUCGGCUGCUUUAUGUCUUCUUCAAAAGCCACAAGGAAUGGACAUACGACUCGUCGGUCGUCGAAAUCGUCCGAGCGUUGUACACAGUUUUUGCUAGUGGAGGCGAGAUCGAGGCGCUUGACGAUUCCAGUCUUGUUCAGGAUACAAAGCGGGGUUUGACCAAGACACGAAGUCAAGAAUACUCCACUCAUGCGGCUGAAGAGCCCACGCAAGAGAUCGUCUUGAAUGGAUGGGCGAGACAUGCCGAGGCCGAGACAUUUUGGGCAUUGAUCGCGUUCAUGGGUGAGGUCGGGGAAAUCGUGACGGGGUCCAAAGAGACGGCUGCAGGCGGUCCACCGAACCAAGCUCAGCUGUGGUCGGCCAAGUUGGCGCGCCGGUUACUGUGGGCAGACGAGGGCUUGUACAGGGUAAUGGCUGAACGUCACUUGAGCCCUGUCUCGACCGACAUCUACCAUCGGUGGUUGACGACAUGUUUUACAGGUACUUUCCCCAUCAUAUACCUUUUGCCAGUAUUGGAUUUCGUCUUUGCCGAGGUGCCAGCGUCGGCGGACAGUAACCCAAAGAUGGAAACCAUCGUCGAUAUGUGUACUGCAAUGCUCAUUCUGGUGCGGGACGGCCUGAUCGAUCCGUCUACAAUCUCUGGAAAUGGCCCGACGAACCGGAAGGACAUGUGGGGGAACGAAUUGGCGGAAGAGAUCGUCUUUGAUAUGCGAGAUGCCCAUCGACCGGAACACGAGCGGAAACUCAUGUCGUCCCGGGAGACCGAGCUGAUCAGGCAUUAUCCGAUCGAGCAAGUUGGUGUCGACGAAGUGCUUCGCGUCACUUGGGAGAUACAGCAGCAGCGUGUGCUUGCUACCAUGGAGGGUCAGAACUUGGAUGACGUCGAUCUAGGUCCGCUAGAUGGCCAGGACAGACAGGAGAAUGCGUUGGCAGCGCAAUUCUCAAAUAUCAUGAGUACUGCGGGCAAUAACCUUGUCGCUCGCUGGAACCUUAACCAAGUUCAGGCACCUAAAUUGCCCAAGGCGGAAAACGUUCGACACUCCUUGAACUCUGGUGAACAGCUGUUUCGUCAGUACGCCUCGAACAUGAUGGACAGCGACGCCGCCGCCAAUGUGGCCAAAGCGUCCAGUAACAUAUCGGCAGCAGCAAAGGUUCGAUGGAGUAGUCCGAUCCCGGCAUCCGCCCAGGCCGCACUCAAGGAAGACUCGGUCGAAUCAGGUCAAUCGGCUUGGAGCGGCAAAGCAUCUAGUCUAUGGGGAAGCGUUGCGUCGGUCGCUCGGCAAGCGAGUGUCAAUCUUGGCGCCGCCGCUGCUCACGUCGUACCGGGUACACCGCCGCAAGAGGAUACUCUCACGGCCCUUCCACCGCGGGUCACUACGCCGACACGCGGCCCGGCUCGUUCCGCCUCGAUCAGCGGUGCAAAUUUGAGCAGGAGGGACACGAGCCUCCCGCCGUCAUUCUUUAUCUCGCCGCGUGGGAGUAUUGUCUACCCGGCCGGCCGAUAUCGACCCAAGACUGCACAGAACGAGAGCAAGCCGUCCUUGCAGAACCGUCUCGCUGCUGCUGCUACCAACGUCCCGCCGACUCGUCUCCCGGCUGAAAAGGAACGAGCGGGUAUCAAACCUUUAAUGUUGAGCUCGUCAGCCCGUCCCGCGAGUCCCGCCUCGAGAUCAACCUCGAUCAAGUCUGCCGUUAGCGGACGUGAAUCGCCGUUGUCAUUUGGAUCACCGGGCAGUGCCCACGGACUCGACAUCGAGUAUUAUGUCCCACGCAAGAUCUCGCUGCGCCGAACAUCGGGAGAUCACAGUAUCCCAGUAUCGUCGGUCGGGGCCGCUCGCAACGGUCUGUCCCGGCGUGGGAUUGAGCAGACCGGAGCUAAAUUACGGACAGCCACUUCCAACGGUAUCGGACUGGGUCGGCCCUCUCGUCAGAAUAGCGUCGAACUAGAUGACACAGGUGUCACUACGCCAUCAACGACGGUCAACCAGCGUUAUGCGCUGGCGGAUCCGGGAGCAUCUCGCCCCCAAAGCCCUGUCGAGGACGACAAGCCGACCGGAGAAGCUCGACGAUAUCAACUUUCCGACGCACCGGUGGAAUUGAGCAAAACAAAUCCUGCCGAUAUGGUUCUCGCCGACUCGCCGAUCGAUGCGGGUACCGCAUCAACCACGGGGAUCACGCGCAAGGGCAAAGUCUCGGUCAGGCCGAGCGGAUUAAGGUUGAAGACGGCGCAGUCUAGGGAAGAAUUGAGGACGGGUCAGGCGGCGGUCGUAGGGUUGACGAGGAACGAAUCGAUCUCGUAGUGAAAGGGUUCUGCAAAUUUGCUCUCGACUAGGUUAUGUGUACAAUAAAGGCCAAGCGACAUGACAAUGAUAACGAUAAUGGCAUUGCAAA
This is a messenger RNA of Filobasidium floriforme, 3526 nucleotides long. RefSeq lists its product as uncharacterized. The transcript has 5 exons. The coding region runs from base 79 to 3435 and encodes 1118 amino acids. NCBI's taxonomy places the organism in Eukaryota, Fungi, Basidiomycota, Tremellomycetes, Filobasidiales, Filobasidiaceae. The record is from RefSeq and is a predicted model, not a curated record.